AUGGCUCGCGACAUUCGCUCCAAGGCUUUGGAGAAGAUCGCUGCGCUCUCAGCCUCGAAAUCAACAGCCCUCUUCGAGAAGUCUGACCUCGAUCGUCUAUGCAGAGCUUGUGCUAGCCAUGCGCACGUCAAAAGCAAGAGUAUCUCCAAUGGCUCUGCCUCCGUCAAGUCACAGUCCCUGGGGCGGGUGCCCAUGACCAUCCGUGAAUACGAGGUCCUGCUGGCUCUCUGCAAGGCUGCUCCGUUGGUUCAGAAUGGCCAGAAUGCCCAGAGGCUUACCCGCCAGCUGACUCCUUACUUACUCGAUGCCCACGCACAGGAGUUCGCAUCCUCGCCCUUUUUUCGCAAAAUCGAGCCGUCGCCCACUGAGGCCCUUACGUUCCAUGUCACGUCUGCGCUACUCUGCCUGGGGAACCAUGAUGAAGAUGUUUACGAGACUGUCGCGGCUACAAUCUCGGCGUUCUUGAGCUCCUGUGCCCACGCGACCGAAGAUGCCGCACAGGGUAGGAUGGAAGAGGACGACGAAGGAGAUAUUGAGGAGGCGAUCCACGUUGCGACCAUUUCCGUGUCCCUGUUGGGAUUCCUCGAGGCUGCAGCCGCCCAAGCCGACUUCUGGAGAGCAGGCAGCCGCCUGUCUCUUGUCCAACGACUCCAGAGACUGCUAGGUGAGAAUACUCUGGUAACCGUGGAACAGGCCUUUUCGACCAUUCGGAACUCGCACUCCCAGGAUCGUGCCGUGAAAGACUGGAAGAGACAUGUGCGUCGCUACGCCGACAACGGCCGCCCUCUAGGAUCAAUAUCACUUCAACAGGGGUUCAUGACGUUUGUGGCAUCUUCGACCUCGUUGCUGGUCGCUGAAACAAGCGCCCUGAAAAAGAGCCAUGUUCUCGACCUGUUGAUUUCCGGCGAAGGCCUCCUCAGGCCUGUGACUGCUAGGAGCGGAGAUGGAGACACUGGCUCCGUGACCACCUACGCGAGGAUCGUUGGAGAACAGUUGAGCUACCUGGAUGCCGAUGCGGACUUCAUCCAGAUGGGUUCGAGGUCGCAACAGAAGAUUGCUUGCGCGAUCAAAUCUGCAGGCAUCAUCAGUUAUCUCAAUUGCGCCAGGCUCAACGAAGCUGCGGCGGAGCUCGAAACCCUGAUGGGCUGGCUAGAGGACACAAUUACCGACUUUGACCAGAUGGCUGAUGAGGAUCUCGCAUCGGUUGUUCUCCGCUCCAUGGCGCUUGUCUGCAGAAUGUCUCCCACGUACAGCGCUCUGGCCAGUCGACUCAUGUCCCGAUUCAUCGUGAAAGGAGGUGCACAGAGCCACAUCAUCGUGACGGCUUCUCAGUGUUUGGCCUUUGUCCUUGGUAUGCUAUCGACCGAUGCUGUCAUCACCACUCUCUACACGCUGGGCAAUGUGCUCAGCUCGACUACCGAGCAGAAUGGUGCUGCCAAACAUGAUUUUGGCAUCGAGAGCGACUCAGAGAUAUACCAGGGAAGACAGUCUACCGGAAGCUCUAUAUCGUUGCAGCUCAAUGGCGAGGAAGAGAAGAACAAAGUUUACAUGAAUGUCAUCGACGCGAUUUGCGGAAUAGCAACAUUCUGCAAAGAUGAGAAGAUCUCUGCUCUGGCCCAGUCCAUCUUGCUGCAGAAGUACGAUAGGAUCAACCCCUUGGUCGAUGCCAAAAUUAUCACUGGAGCAGCGGUACUGUCGUUGAGCAUCGGUCAACUCGAAUUCCGUUCCCUUCUCAGAAGCUUUGCGCGCAUGAGUCAAUUCUCCGUCACUGAGAACAGGACCCAGAUUCUUGAUGCGUUGAUUACAGCUAGAAACCACAUCUCAGCCAAUCUUCGUCCAGAUUCUCAGCUGUAUGAUAUAUACUGGGAUCAUAUGCUGGACAGCAUUGUGUCAAAAGGGGAUGUUACCCAAACCGGUCAUACGAAGGAUUCCGAUAUCGAACUUGCAGCCAAGGAGAUCGAGCAAUUGCUCCAACCUCUGGCUGUCUUCAUGUCUGCAAAUGACCUUGCAUCCAACGACUGGUCCGAUGACGACUCGCACGCCAUGCUUCGCGAUGCCUGGUUUAACAUCGUAGUCCACGGUUUCACUCCGACCACGGACCGUGGUAAGAAGUAUGCAGACGACCUGCGUGUCAUCGCCAUACAUUCACCUCCUUUGGUCGCAGAGCAACGUGGCGAACAGGUGGAGAGCGAUGUGGAGCUGAACACAGUUCUUCGCCGCGGCAUGAGCUCUGACAGAGAAUCACUGCAGAAGAAGCACCUGGCCGAGCUGGUGCCUUCCAAGGCGUCAGAAAUCAAGGGCCUUAGCUACCGCAGGGUCAUCUUUCUGAGCGCUGCAUAUCUUGUGGAGAGCUUACGAGCCGAGUCUGGUGACUGUACCAAGGUUCUUUCGUACUUCCUCGAGCCGAGUAUGCGGAGAAACGAUGUGAAUAAUGUCAUGGAGGGCAUCACGGCUGUUGUGGUGGAAAAGUAUCUGACCAAGACUUUGCGAGGCGUCAGCAACACGUUCUCCUCACAGUAUGCGGCAUCACAGCUGGCGACCAUUUUUUGCACUUGCUGCCACCGGAUAGAGCGCGUUCAACAGGCUGCUUAUGCCUGUGCUGAUCGCAUAGUCCGCGAAGUACCCUCGGCAUUGUGCCGCCGCUCUUCCCUAUUCGCGUUGCUGGAGUUGCUAUCUCUGAUGUGGGCAAGUUGUCUUGAGGCAGAAACCGACUUGUACGAUCCAAGGUCCACGUUUACUUCGAAGCGUGUCAACAUCACGGUCGAACUAUCAGACGACUAUCACUUCAGGAAGUACACCCUGAAUCGUCUGUAUAAAGCCGCAAGAAGCUGGGUCGUGUCCGCGAUGAACAUUGCCCCAGCCGAUGUGAAGGGCUUGUUGCAGACGCACUUGUCUGAGUUUGAUGAUGAGGGCGCGUAUGGCCACAUUUCCCUCGGACGGUCCUUUGCCAUGGAAAUGGGCUCCUCGAUUCCAGGCACAGACCAGAGACUGAUCUCGAUCGAUCCCGUCGGAGAAUGCAGCAUCAAUACAGCCUCGGAUUUCGUAGCGCAAUACACCACGCGACAAGAAUAUCGCUACGCAGAGGCCUUGCCGGAUCAUAGCUUAGAAUGGCUCACAUUCAUGCGCAUCGACAGGAGGGCCUCUUACCUGCCUGGCUCAGAGACCGAAAGCGCCGACGCUGUAACAGCUCUUGCUCACAUCGAAGGUCGCAUCCUUUCGAAGAAGACCACGCCAAUGGGCGAUAUCCGAGACAUCCUGCGUCGAGCCGCCGCUAUGCUCUGCCGCAGUGAGAUGGGUAACGAGUGCUCUGUGGCACAUUAUCUCGUCAGCAUCCCAUUUGCCUUGUUCACGAAGCAGUCUAUCAAGCUUGGCGUCUCGUUGUGGCUGGGAGUUAUGAACGAGAAUCCAAUCUGGGAGCCCCGAAUCCUCAACGAGAUAGCUCAGCAGUGGGAGCUCAGCAUCCAUAAGAAACAGGGGCUGUUUAAUACGGCCAUCACAUCUCCCAAUCCAUUCUUCUUGAAAGAGGAGUUUGCACCCAGUGAUCAAGAGGGUCUCACCAAGCGCAGGCAAUUGGUCCAUAACCUCCUGGCUCCCCACACCCGCCUGCUACAAUUCCUCAGCAGUCACUACAAUGCAACUCGCUUGGGUAGUCCCGAUACGCAGACGGUCUUUGUAAGACUGCUUGACAUCACAUUAGAGGAGUUGAAGAAAUCUACGCCUCACCCGAUGGCGAGAGAGCUCAGGCUGCAGAUUGUCUUGUUUGGUCUCAAGGUCUUGCGGACUUCUACAACGAUCGGUCCCGUGUCUCAAUGGCGUCUGAAGGAUAAGUUGCUGUCCGCAGCACUGAGCUGGUUUCACAACGCGCCGAAGUGGUCCUUUGGCAGCAAUAUGCUCCAAAUCAAGACGGAAAUACGCCUCAUCACAGAUGUCAUUGCCGCGAUCAAGGCCGUGGCAUACAUUGGAGCUCACUCUGUCGGCACUUUCCGCUCCCUACAGGCUCUUCAACCAUCUACCCUCGUGCAUACCGGGAGAGGCUCACUUGAGGCUGCAAUACUUCCAUUGAUUCAUACGGCUUGGAGCGAAGGACCUUCGCUCGCCAUAGAGCUUUGUGCGAGAAUUCAGUCUGUACGGAUACAUAAGGAAGUCCGGUCUUUGCUCCUGGCCCAUCCCGAACAAGCCGUCAAUGAGCCAGAGGCUCUGCCUAUCCUUAUAGGAAGCUCACUGCCUGCUGACCUUCCAUUCCAGUUGAAGUAUCUCUUGUUUUGGGCCCCGGCCAAUCCAAUUACUGCCGUUACAUACUUCUUGCCGGCAUAUCGCAAUCAUCCGUUCCUCAUUCAAUACGCGAUGAGGGCACUAGAAAGUCAUUCUGUGGAUGUGACAUUCUUUUACGUGCCUCAGAUCGUACAGACCCUCAGAUACGAUGCUCUAGGCUAUGUUGAGCGAUAUAUCAUCGAGACGGCACAGUUCUCACAACUGUUCGCUCAUCAGAUCAUCUGGAAUAUGAAGGCCAACUCGUACAAAGAUGACGACGCUCAAAUCCCUGACGAGAUCAAACCUACGUUGGACAAAGUCAUGGAACGCAUGAUCAACGCUUUCGACCCUGUGGAUCGGGAAUUCUACGAGCGGGAAUUUACAUUCUUCGACGAGGUGACUGGCAUUUCAGGCAAACUCAAGCCGCUGAUCAAGAAGUCGAAGCCUGAGAAAGCUCAGAAGAUCGAAGAGGAGCUUCGCAAUAUCAAGGUCGAAGUCGGCGUCUACUUGCCCAGUAACCCUGACGGUGUCGUCAUCGGUAUUGAUCGGAAGUCCGGCAAGCCUCUGCAGAGUCAUGCCAAGGCACCUUUCAUGGCGACGUUCCGAAUCAAGAAGGAGAAGGGAGGCGUCGAACAGACGGGCGACCUAAUCGAGGAGACGGUGGAGACUGGUGCACCCCCCAAAGACAACAGCUACGAGGUCUGGCAAUCUGCCAUCUUCAAGGUCGGCGACGACUGUCGACAAGACGUGCUGGCCCUGCAGAUGAUUGCGGCCUUCCGUGGCAUCUUUCACAGCGUUGGUCUGGACGUAUACGUCUUUCCUUACCGCGUGACAGCCACCGCUCCUGGCUGUGGUGUCAUCGACGUCCUGCCCAAUUCCGUCUCCCGAGAUAUGCUGGGACGUGAGGCAGUCAACGGUCUUUACGACUACUUCAUCUCAAAGUACGGCAACGAGGACUCGCUUCGCUUCCAACAGGCCCGCAACAACUUUGUCAAGUCCAUGGCUGCAUACUCGCUCGUCUCCUUCCUCCUGCAGUUCAAGGAUCGUCACAACGGCAACAUCAUGAUCGACGACGCUGGUCACAUCCUGCACAUCGACUUCGGCUUCUGCUUUGAUAUCGCGCCUGGCGGCAUCAAGUUCGAGCGCGCGCCGUUCAAGCUCACGUCCGAGAUGGUCGCCGUCAUGGGCGGCAACACGAACCACCAGAGCUUCAAGUGGUUCGAGGAGCUGAGCGUCAAGGCGUUCCUGGCCAGCCGCAUGCACGUCGACAAGCUCUCUCAAAUCGUCCUGCUCAUGAUGGACAGCGGGCUCCCGUGCUUCAAGCCCGAAUCCGUCGAGCACUUUCGCCAGCGCUUCGUGCUCGACAAGAGUGAGAGGGAGGCCGCGGACUUUAUGAAGGAGUUGAUCAGGAAGAGCUACUCGAGUUACUCGACGGGUAUCUAUGAUCAGUUCCAGCUGAUGACAAACGGUAUUCCCUACUAG
Molecule: messenger RNA, 5733 nt
Organism: Cryphonectria parasitica EP155
Lineage: Eukaryota; Fungi; Ascomycota; Sordariomycetes; Diaporthales; Cryphonectriaceae
Exons: 7
Coding region: 1-5733 (1910 amino acids)
Biological process (GO): phosphatidylinositol-mediated signaling; phosphatidylinositol phosphate biosynthetic process
Cellular component (GO): plasma membrane; cytoplasm
Molecular function (GO): 1-phosphatidylinositol 4-kinase activity
Source: RefSeq, a predicted model, not a curated record